Messenger RNA from Trichosporon asahii var. asahii CBS 2479, 1173 nucleotides. RefSeq lists its product as uncharacterized. The transcript has a single exon. NCBI's taxonomy places the organism in Eukaryota, Fungi, Basidiomycota, Tremellomycetes, Trichosporonales, Trichosporonaceae. The record is from RefSeq and is a predicted model, not a curated record. The coding region runs from base 1 to 1173 and encodes 390 amino acids.
AUGACAAACCCCCUCGCCUUGGACCUCGACACCCUCCUGACCCCGACCGCACUCAGUGUCGGCCUCGCCCUCCUCUCCUUCGGCGUCUACCUCUCCUCGACCCUCCUCUCCUCCCCACACCCCAAGCCCAACAUGCCCCUCAACACGACAGAGCACACCGCCCCCCUCGAGCUAGUGAAUGAGGGUGGGCAGCUCAACCGCCUUGCCGCGGGGUGGGCGCGCGGCCCCAUCGUCACCUCCGAGCUCCUCCCGAGCGGCGCAUGGUGGGGCUACCGCAGCAAGCAGUGGGAGUACUGGGGCGUCAUCUCCCCCUCGCUCGUUUUGGGCCUCACGCUCGCGGAUCUAGACUACGGCACCGUGAUCCAGCUGUACCUGCACGACCGUGCAGCCAACAAGUCGUACAGAUGGGAAAUGCCCGGCAUCCCGCCCAACCGCGACCUGGUACACCUGCCCAAGACGCUGCCGCCGUUCACGUGUCAGGGCCAGACGGGCCAGUUCAAGGUCAUGUUUGCCGACACUGAGCAAGCGGGCAAGAAGAUCACGACGCUGGCCGCCAAGGCGCCGGCUAGUGGUACUACGCCUGCGGUCGAAAUGCACCUCGAGGUCAACACGGCGGGGGAGAGCUUUGGCGUCGUCGUGCCCUGGUCCGACUCUCGGUUCCAGUACACGCUGAAAGCGCCCGCACUGCCCACGACGGGCACCGUGAAACUCGGCGAGAAGACGUACACCGUGAACAACGCGUGGGCGACGCUGGACCGCGGCCGGGGCCGGUGGCCGUAUCGGAUGGCGUGGAACUGGGGCGUGGCGCUGGGCCAGAAUAGCGCGGGACAGCGCGUCGGCCUCACGAUCGGCGGAAGGUGGACCGAUGGGACAGGCACGACGGAGAAUGCGCUCCUCCUCGACGGCGUCGUGCAGGGCCAGGGCCCGCUCGAGGACGUAGCAUGGAUUUACGACCUGAAGGCUCCAGAGAAGCCGUGGAAGAUCAGGGGAUCCUGGAUCGACGCCGAGAUCACGCCGUGGCACGUCCGUGUUGCUGGUGCUCAGAAGAUCGUCAUGAGCUCGUUCACGACCCAGGUGUUUGGACAGUGGAAGGGAAGCGCGACUGUGGAUGGGAAGACCGUCAGUCUCGACGGGCUCACGGGCUGGGCCGAGGAUGCCGCGAAUCGGUGGUAG